Anopheles bellator is the source of this 1352-nucleotide messenger RNA. RefSeq names its product putative protein tag-52. The record is from RefSeq and is a predicted model, not a curated record. NCBI's taxonomy places the organism in Eukaryota, Metazoa, Arthropoda, Insecta, Diptera, Culicidae. Gene Ontology annotation, molecular function: guanyl-nucleotide exchange factor activity. The transcript is spliced from 2 exons. Gene Ontology annotation, biological process: intracellular signal transduction. The annotation marks the transcript as partial. Gene Ontology annotation, cellular component: cytoplasm.
AUGGCGCAUUCAACACCGAAACCAGGCAACCGCCUGCAGUUACAGCCACUUAUGCCGGAGGACAUGCGGUCCGAGCUGAUAGCUGCGUUAAGAGUUCAAAACAUUCAAAAUUUUCGUCCGACCAGCAUUAACAAAAGUGGCCGACGAUUUGUUAUGCCUGGAUCACACAGCAACAGCGCGGCACCAACGGGAGAGGAAGACAAACGGCAUCAGUUGCGCUUGCAGGCGAUACAGGAAAUCAAAACAUCGGAAUUGUCCUAUUUGCGACAACUAGAGCUGCUGCUUGAGUUUUUUGUAACGCCGCUACGUACGAAUGGUUUUCUCACUGAACGGGUACAUAAUGCAAUUUUCGGGCAGCUGGACACGAUCCGCAAUCUUAGCCAGGAGCUGCUGAAAAAACUUGACUUGGACUUGGACAAUUUGGUGAAGGCGUUUACAUCCUUGGGUCCCUUUUUUAAGCUCUACUCAGUGUACGCUUUUGACUACCGCAACUCGCUCUGUACCCUCCAAUCGUUAAUGGACAAAAAUCCGACGCUCAAGCGGUACAUUAGCAACACGGAAGCGCGACCCGAGGUCCAAAUGAAACUCAUCUCUCUGCUGAUCACGCCGAUUCAGCGCAUUCCACGGUACAAAUUGCUACUUCAGCAGGUCCUGCUGUACACCAGUCCGUCGGACACGGCCUUUAAGCCACUACAGGAAUCAAUUCGCCUGGUUGAACAAUCCGUUUCACACAUCAACGCCGUAGUCGAGGAUUACGAGAAUACGCAGCGGUUGAUCACCGUGCAGAAUGCACUGACCAACAAAUCGUUGAAGCUGGUCAAGCCGGGUCGCAAAAUCCUAAAGGAGGGCAUCUUGCUCAAACUUAAGACUGACGGAUCGACGUCCAAAAAGUACUGCAUCCUCAUGUCGGACAUGUUUAUGUACUGCCGAGUGCUGCGCGAUGCCGACGUGUUGCUAACGGAAAACUCGUCGAUCGCUUGCAGCUGCGUGUUUCCGCUGAAGAAGUGCAAGAUAGUGAAACUGUUUCGCGGCAACUUUCGCCUCACGUGCUCUGGCGAUGGGACGAUUUUCAGCACGGACAGCGAAGAGGAGAGCCACGGCUGGUACGUGGCUAUCCGGGAUGCGAUUGAGCUGCACGUCCAGUGCCGAAAAACGUUGCGCAAGCUGUCGAGCAACAGGAAACCGAUGCGCAAGAAGCAUCUACAGCGGCUCGAACCGGAAGACGACAUUUCAUGGCUGUUACGCCGGAAAGCUCUCAGCCCGGAUCGGAUACAGAGGCCGCGGAGAAAGUUGUGGCCUUUCAAGCACCUCGAUUGUCUGAAGCAUAAUCACUCGCUGGGAGAAACGAGCGG